Balaenoptera acutorostrata (minke whale) is the source of this 532-nucleotide messenger RNA. Its product is annotated as cytochrome c oxidase subunit 5B, mitochondrial. Gene Ontology annotation, cellular component: mitochondrial envelope. The record is from RefSeq and is a predicted model, not a curated record. The coding region runs from base 58 to 447 and encodes 129 amino acids. NCBI's taxonomy places the organism in Eukaryota, Metazoa, Chordata, Mammalia, Artiodactyla, Balaenopteridae. Gene Ontology annotation, biological process: mitochondrial electron transport, cytochrome c to oxygen. The transcript is spliced from 4 exons.
AGUCCCUUCUGCCUCCGGAGCCUGCUCCCGGAAGUGCUGGUGUUUGUAGCUGGCGUGAUGGCUUCAAGGUUACUCCGCGGAGCUAGAGCCGUGGCCGCGCAGGCCCUGAGGGCCCGCGGUCCAAGUGGAGUCUCCGUGGUGCGCUCUUUGGCGUCUGGAGGCGGUGUUCCUACUGAUGAUGAGCAGGCCACUGGGCUGGAGAGGGAGGUCAUGCUGGCUGCACGCAAGGGACUGGACCCGUACAAUAUGCUCGCCCCAAAGGCAGCCUCAGGUACCAAGGAAGACCCCAAUUUAGUCCCCUCCAUCACCAAUAAGCGGAUAGUGGGCUGCAUCUGUGAAGAAGACAACAGUGCUGUCAUCUGGUUCUGGCUGCACAAAGGCGAGGCCCAGCGAUGCCCUAGUUGUGGAACCCAUUACAAGCUGGUGCCCCACCAGCUGGCCCACUGAUCCCCUGCACUAACUCACUCAAAAUGUGAUGUAAAGUUUCUUCUUUCAAUAAAGACUAGCCAUUACAUUGGCUCCUCCUCCCAUA